Molecule: messenger RNA, 726 nt
Organism: Vigna unguiculata (cowpea)
Lineage: Eukaryota; Viridiplantae; Streptophyta; Magnoliopsida; Fabales; Fabaceae
Source: RefSeq, a predicted model, not a curated record
AUGGCUUCAUCUUCCCGGAAUGCUAUGAUGUACUACCAUCCAUUUUGGGAAUACAUUCAAUUUGACCCUGGUUUCGUUGUUUACUGGUCAAAGGAAGUUAGACACAAUCUAAACUACUUAGUGGACCCAAGAGGAAAUAAGAUAGUUAUCCGCAUAGGUCAAACUUCAGUGCCUGAAAACUUCUUUUGUGGAGGUUAUGAAAUAGCAAGUUUUUACAAGUUGAAAGAAAACUAUUUUGUUGCAAUCAAAUACUUAGGAAACAGAGUAUUUGACUUAAGGAUUUUUGAUACUGACAUGACUGAAAUCCAAUACCCUGCCCCAAAAAAUCCGACAGAUGUCCACCCAGAAAUCCCAUUACCCAGAUUCUUCAACUGUUUCAAUGUCAAAUUAUCCAUACAACAGGAAUCUAUAACACUUGCUGAUGCAUUCUCACGGUUUUGGGAUCCAACAUUUGCGUCUGAUAACUUUGAGAUGAUUGAUCCAUACUUGGAUGCACAAUUUGCUGAUGUAGCCUUGGUAAAGAGUCAAACAAGCUAUAACCUCAGCAAUGAAAGUGGUGAUUUAUGGGAAUGUAAUAUUAGAUGGAGUAACAGAUCGGGUAUGGGAUGCUACAUCACUCAAGGAUGGAACCAGUUCUGCAUUGAUAAUGGACUUGAAGCUGGAAACAAAGUGAUGUUUGGAGUUGACAAAAACCGUUCAAGGACAAUUCAUGUUUUAAUCACUUAA